AGAGAGAGAGAGAGCACAGCAAAGAAGAAGAGGACAAAGAGGGAGGUAGAGAAAAGAAAGGAGCCCAAAUAAGCAUGCGUUUAGUCACAUAUCUGUUAGGUGCACUGAGUCCACUACAGACCGCGAUACAGGCAGAUUGGUAACACUUCACAAUAACCUUCCGCUAAUUGGUUAACUAAUGUUAAUUAAUGGUAAGGUAUUAUUAUGUCGCCCCGGAAAUUGGGGGUGUGGGGGGCACAAGCUUUGCUGCAUAACCGUGAUUAAUAAUCAUGAUGGUGAUUUUGAUCUAAAUAAUCGUGAUUAUGAUUUUUCCAUAAUCGUGCAGCCGUAAUAUAUUAUUGUCAUCAGCAAAUGUUUAGUAAGUGUUAAACAAUUGAUUUAAUAAUGAUAUAUCAAUGCUUAUAAUAGUAUUAUAGAUGCUAGGGCUGAACGAUCUAUCGUUUUCGACCGAAAAUCGCGAUCUCUGGCAACGCGAUUUUGGGAUCGUCAAAGCUGCGGUUUUUCUUGGAGCAUAAUAACAGCAUAGGCCUAAUAAUUUCGCCAUUAUUCUCAUGCAUGCUCAGUGCGCGGUGUAGAAAGGCUGUGUCAGCUACCAAUCAGAAAGCUGCAGGCUGCGCGUGACCAGAUGACGUUUACUCCACUCCAAUCAGUGUAGCUGGCAUUCACUUCAAGAUGGCUGAAGCGGGAGAAGAGGAACUUCAUGAGGAGGAGCCGGCGAAAUUAUUGCCAAAGAAAAACAGCACAUCAGUCAUUUGGGAGUAUUUUGGAUUCAAGGCCACUGAUCAACACCAGAAAGAGGUGAUUUGCCAAACAUGUCGUGGAAAAGUGGCUACAUCGGCUGGCAAUACCACAAAUUUACAUCGCCAUUUGAGAGUUCACCACCUUAACUUGUAUGAGGAGUGCAUGGCGAAAAAACCUCGUGAAACAUCAAGUAGCAGCGAUGCUUCGACAAAACAGUCUACAAUUGCAUCUUCCUUUGCCAGUGUGACGCCUUAUGAAAGAACUAGCCGAAGACACAAGGACAUUACCACUGCCGUAACGAAUUACAUAUCGAAGGACAUGGUGUCCGUGAACACGGUCACCAAAGACUCAUUUAAAAGUUUGCUACGCACGAUGGACAAGAGGUAUGUUCUGCCCUCCCGCACCUACUUUAACCAAGUCGCCAUCCCACAUCUGUACGGAGAAUGCAAGGCCAAAGUUACAAGUGAGCUGGAAAACAUGGAGUUUUACGCGUCAACUACGGACCUCUGGUCAAGCAGAACAACCGAGCCAUACAUGAGUUUGACGGUGCAUUUCGUGAACGAAAACUUCGAGCUGUGUAGUCGUUGCCUGCAGACAACGUACUUCCCCACUGACCACACCGGUGAGAACAUUGCAGCGGGCCUUAAGGAGUGCUUGGCAAACUGGGGACUAAACGAGGAAGCACAGACCUGCAUUACAACCGACAACGCUACGAAUAUGGUCAAAGCGAUGGAGCUCAACCAGUGGACGAGACUGCAGUGCUUCGGGCACAGACUGCAUCUUGCAAUUGAAAAUGCUGUCAAAGAUGACCAACGCGUCAAACGGGCCACAGGACUGUGCAAGCAGCUGGUAGCCGUUUUCAGCCACAGCUGGAAGAAAAAAGCAGCACUGAAGCAGGCACAGCAAGAGCUGAAUCUUCCUCAGCAGUCACUGGUCACCGAAUGUCCGACACGAUGGGGCUCCCGUCAGAAAAUGAUUGGCAGAGUGUUGGAACAGAGCAAGGCGCUGUGCCAGGUUCUGUCUGAAGACCGGAAGACCCGCCACCUGGUCCCCACCUGGCAAGACACAGAUGUGCUUGAAUCUAUCAACAAUGCCCUUGGGCCUCUUCAAGAAUUUACAGACGCCCUCUCAGGUGAGGACUAUGUAAGCGUAUCUUACCUCAAGCCAGUGCUCCACCUCCUGAGAACAGCUACACUUGCUGAAGAUGACGAAGAUACAGAUCUCACAAAGGAGAUCAAAACAAAAGCCCUCCACUACAUUGAAGAGAAAUACAGUGACCCAGUGACCCAGGGGCUCCUGGACAUAACAUCUUUCCUUGAUCCAAGAUUCAAAACCACCUACAUCAGUGAGGAGAAUGUCCAAUUCAUGAAAGACAGAGUGAAGAUGGAAAUGGAACUGGUGGCACAAAAGGAACAGAGGGCUUCUGUCACAACCAAUCCCAUGCCUGUCAGAGCAGAAGAAGAACCACCAUCCACCUCUGCAAAGCGAAAGCGGUCACUGGGCAGCUUUUUCAAGACCAAUGCUGUCCCUGCUUCCUCUACUGCGCAGUUGGAGGAUACCAUUAAAGCAGAACUGGACAACUACCUCAUAACACCUACCAUUGAUGGAGAGCAAAAUCCACUGGACUGGUGGAGAUUGCACAAUGUCAACUUCCCUUGGCUUAGCAAGUUGGCCCGUAAGUACCUCUGCAUACCAGCAACGAGUGCACCGUCAGAGAGACUGUUCAGUGCCAGUGGCAAUAUUGUCACAUGUCAGCGUGCAAGUCUGAAGCCAGCAAAGGUUGACAUGUUGGUUUUCCUGGCCAAAAAUCUCUGAAGAGAUGCAGGGAUGAAGGGGAAGAUUUGUUGAUUUUUGUUGUUGUUCUGCAUCUUACCCUAAAAUCCCUAAAAUCUGCACCUUAACCUGACAUGACUUUGCUCCGUUAAGAAAGUGUUCACGCUCUCUACUUAUUACUUGUUUACAGACUAGAUGUAAAAUAAUGUCACCAUUUUGACAUAUUUUGUUGUUGAGGACAAUAUAGGGUCAUUUUAUUAUUAUUAUUAUUUUACUACAUUUCACUUCCUCUUGUCACUUUAUUUGAAGAAGAAGCACAGGUGUCUGAGUACACGGGUUGUAACUGCUGCUGAUUUUCAUAAGCUAGCUCCUUUGAGCCAUUUUGCACUACUUUUAAGGUAAGACUCCUUAUUUGCUCCACUUUGUUAUAUUUUAUAAUUUUUAUAUAGCCUAUGUUAAUUUACAAAAGUGCAAUUAUUUUGAUGCUACUGAGCCAUUGAUACUUGAUAUGUUUUAUUUAUGGGAAAUGUAAAAGAAACAAAAUUUUACUAAAGAAAGAGGUCUCUUUUUAUUUUUUUAUGUAGCUUAUGUUAUUUUACAAAAGUGCAAUUAUUUUGAUGCUGCUGAGCCACUAACUUUAUAUUUUUUGUUGAUGGGAAAUGUAAAAGAAGCAGAGAAGGGCUCACUUUAGAAAGACGGCUCUCUUUUUAUUUUCCUUUUUUGGUGAAUUGAACUGUUGUUGUUUCUUAGGUACUUGAAUAAACAGUCUUGCAUUUGAAAUCGGUUGCCAGCAGUUUUCAUUCUUGCGUUAUCUUAAUGUAAUUCAUUGGUUGUAUAACUUUAAACUAAAACUUUAUUUAAAGAAAAUAAAUCGUGGUUGAAAUCGAAAUCGCAAUCUCUGCCAGAAAAAUCGCAAUUUCAAUUUUUUCCUAAAAUCGUUCAGCCCU
Molecule: messenger RNA, 3461 nt
Organism: Engraulis encrasicolus (European anchovy)
Lineage: Eukaryota; Metazoa; Chordata; Actinopteri; Clupeiformes; Engraulidae
Product: E3 SUMO-protein ligase ZBED1-like
Exons: 3
Coding region: 673-2556 (627 amino acids)
Molecular function (GO): DNA binding; protein dimerization activity
Source: RefSeq, a predicted model, not a curated record